Molecule: messenger RNA, 846 nt
Organism: Didymodactylos carnosus
Lineage: Eukaryota; Metazoa; Rotifera; Eurotatoria; Philodinida; Philodinidae
Source: the annotation of a GenBank genome assembly
AUGCCAAAAGCCACUGUUCUUGUUCAAGGUGCAUCACGUGGCAUCGGUUUAGAAUUUGUUCGUGCAUUAUUAAAACGUGAAAAACCCACACAUGUCAUCGCUACUUGUCGUAAUAUACGAAUGGCCGAACGUUUAACAAAUUUACAAAAAGAUCAUCAACCAGAUGAUUCAUUACAUCGUUUAGAUGUUAUACAAUUAGAUGUUAGACAUCAUGAUGAAUUUGAUAACUUUUCAAAUUCUGUAGAAACAUGUUUAAAUGAUUUAAAACAUGAUCGUGGUUUAGAUAUGUUAAUUAAUUGUGGACACAUUUAUCAUCCAUCAAAUCGUGUUGAAACAAAUUUAAAUGAUGUACUCGGAAUUGAUUUAAAUGAUGUUUAUCAAGUAAAUGUUGUUGGACCAUUAUUAAUUACAAAAAUAUUAAUGAAAUAUUUGAAAAAAGGAUGUAGUCGGUUUGGAAAUACCAGUAAUGGAUCAUAUGCUUCAAUAAUUUUAAAUAUAUCAGCUGAAUUAGCAUCAAUUAAAAAUAAUCAAGUGGGCGGUUGGUAUGCAUAUCGUUUAAGUAAAUGUGCAUUAAAUAUGGCAACAAAAAAUUUAGCUAUUGAAUUUGGUGAUAGAUCACAAGGUGUUAGUCAUUUGGAUAAAAGUGACAAACCAUUAUUGUGUGUAGCCAUGCAUCCAGGUAUUGUUAAUAGUGAAAUGAUACAUGCAUAUAAAGAAUUAUUACCUAAUGCACAUUUUGAAACGAAAGAAAAUGCAGUGAAAAAAAUGUUAAAAACAAUUGAUCGUUUAUCGUUAAAAGAUAAUGGAAAAUAUUUAGAUUUUGAUGGAAACGAAACAAAUUAUUAA